CCCGCUGCCGCUAACGCCGCCCGGGAGCGCAGUCGGGUUCAGACCCUGCGCCAUGCCUUCCUCGAGCUGCAGAAGACUCUGCCCUCUGUGCCGCCCGACACCAAGCUCUCCAAGCUGGAUGUGCUCCUCCUGGCCACCACCUACAUCGCACACCUCACCCGCAGCCUUCAGGAUGAGGAAGAGUCACCGGGAGAGGGCUUGGGUACCCUCCGAGGGGAUGGAUACCUCCAUCCUGUCAAGAAGUGGCCGAUGCGUUCCAGGCUAUAUAUUGGAGCCACAGGGCAGUUUCUGACUCACUCAGCACAAGGAGAUGGUGCAAACCAAGGAGAAUCAUCAACACCACCACAAAUCUAA
Messenger RNA from Nestor notabilis (Kea), 354 nucleotides. RefSeq names its product transcription factor 24 (gene TCF24). The annotation marks the transcript as partial. The record is from RefSeq and is a predicted model, not a curated record. Lineage: Eukaryota; Metazoa; Chordata; Aves; Psittaciformes; Psittacidae. Gene Ontology annotation, molecular function: DNA-binding transcription factor activity, RNA polymerase II-specific; RNA polymerase II transcription regulatory region sequence-specific DNA binding; protein dimerization activity. Gene Ontology annotation, biological process: developmental process; regulation of transcription by RNA polymerase II. The transcript has 2 exons.